Messenger RNA from Scatophagus argus, 611 nucleotides. Its product is annotated as retinal cone rhodopsin-sensitive cGMP 3',5'-cyclic phosphodiesterase subunit gamma-like. The record is from RefSeq and is a predicted model, not a curated record. Gene Ontology annotation, cellular component: photoreceptor outer segment membrane. The transcript is spliced from 2 exons. The coding region runs from base 7 to 234 and encodes 75 amino acids. Gene Ontology annotation, biological process: visual perception; positive regulation of epidermal growth factor receptor signaling pathway; positive regulation of G protein-coupled receptor signaling pathway. NCBI's taxonomy places the organism in Eukaryota, Metazoa, Chordata, Actinopteri, Scatophagidae. Gene Ontology annotation, molecular function: 3',5'-cyclic-nucleotide phosphodiesterase activity; cGMP binding.
AUCAAAAUGGCAGACGUAGCCGUCGCAGCUCCCGCUGACAAGAGGGCACCUCCAAAAUUCAAGCAGAGGACCGUUCGCACCUUCAAGAGCAAGGCGCCCAAACCAGGCCAGAAGGGAUUCGGAGAUGACAUCCCCGGGAUGGAAGGUCUUGGCACAGACAUCACAGUGAUUUGCCCAUGGGAAGCCUUCGGAGACAUGGAGCUUGGCGACCUGGCAAAAUACGGAAUCAUUUAAACAUCUUGUCCUCUGCUCUUACCUCCUAAUGGCUCCUUUCUCAUUCAUGUUGACUGAACACCUGAAAAUGUACUUGUAUGCUCUAGAGAGGCAGCAAUUUUGAUGAGUUAGAGGUUUGACCUGAAAAAAAAAACAAACAAACAAACCCAGCACACUCUCUUGUCUUAUGCACUUUAUUUUAUUUCUAUUAUGCCCCUGCCUUUUCACCAAUUCUCCAUCAUCCUUGUAAUGAGUGGUGUCAGCAGCUCUGGACUUGAGCUUAUAUUUUCCACAGAGGAAAAAGGUACAUAUAAGGCACAUACUAUGAAAAAGGGUUUGAGAUCUGUUAUUGUGAUGUCCCAGCACUGUUUUGCUCUCCUCUUUGUCUACCUCCUCUC